Messenger RNA from Nicotiana attenuata, 630 nucleotides. RefSeq lists its product as uncharacterized. Bases 1 to 630 code for a protein of 209 amino acids. NCBI's taxonomy places the organism in Eukaryota, Viridiplantae, Streptophyta, Magnoliopsida, Solanales, Solanaceae. The record is from RefSeq and is a predicted model, not a curated record. The transcript has 2 exons.
AUGACUGUCAAAUCAAGUUCAGCAACCACCCCAAUUGUGCCAACUUCCAGUUCAUAUAUUCUUCCUUCUCAUGGUGUUAUUAACACAAUCUCUCAGGCUAGUCAAUUUGUCACAAUCAACCCAACCUCUCAACUUCCAAUCAAGUUUACUAGUAGCAGCAAUUCCCUAACAUGGAAAGCACAAUAUGAGGUGCUCUUUCUUGGAUAUGAUCUUGUUCUAUACAUUGAUGUAACACUUCCAUGCCCGCCGGCCGCAUAUCCAAAUUGCAAAAAUUGGCUCCGACAAGAUAGUAUUAUUCGACAUGCCAUUAUGGCGUCGGUUGAUGCCACUAUUGCGUCCCUUGUUGCCGCAACGCCCAAUGCCUAUGUUGCUUGGACAAAACCCACUCAACAGUUACAAACAAGUACCAAGCCUGUCGCUCAGUAUCUCAAUGAGAUACGUGCCCUUGCUGAUGAAAUUGCCAUUGCUGAAUCCCCUAUUAAAAGUGCUUCCCUUGUGAUUAAGGUUCUUAGUGGCCUUGGUCCUGAAUACAAUGAGAUGAGUGCUGUUAUUCGCACCAGAGACACACCCAUCACUCAUGAAGAGCUUUUCGACAAGAGAAGCAGUCAUGAAGUUUUCCCUCAUCACUGA